Messenger RNA from Phytomonas sp. Hart1, 585 nucleotides. The record is from the annotation of a GenBank genome assembly. Lineage: Eukaryota; Euglenozoa; Kinetoplastea; Trypanosomatida; Trypanosomatidae.
AUGGGCGGGGGCGACUCCAAGGAGGCCACGCAAAGCGAGAACAUCGACGGCCGGCGAAGCGCCAUCCACAUCGCGGCCUUAAGUAGCGAACACGAAAUCGCCAUCCUUCGAAGGGCGCUGAAAAAUGCGAACUUGAGGGCCUCUCGACGUCAGGUCGAGUGCGAGGAGCUCCAGCAUUUGUGUGAUGCCCUGCAAAGUCAACUUCAGGAUGCCUUUACGCGGGAAACUUUUUAUCAUCAUCGCCUGACCGACCUCACGGGGGCUUUGGCGGGCUUGACGCCCCCCCAACGCGAGGGCCCUUCGCGGGAUCCCACCUCGCCUUCAUUUGGGAUGCCCACAUCGGCCGAUGCGGAUCGAUCGCCCUCCCCGUGGCUCGACAAACCCGCGGCUUGGCGGGAUCGCUACGAGGAGUUGGUGGUGGAGCUGCGGGGCCUCAAAACCGCGAUGGCGGAGCAAAAGGCCGUGUUGGAUCGCCUGGGAUUGCACCCGCCGUACCGGGAGGAGAUGGUGGGGGCGGCGUGCCUUAUGAUGCCUCGCCUAAAACCACUCGACGCCGUCAAAAAUCUCCACCGAAGGAGUGUUUAA